Molecule: messenger RNA, 549 nt
Organism: Funneliformis geosporum
Lineage: Eukaryota; Fungi; Glomeromycota; Glomeromycetes; Glomerales; Glomeraceae
Source: the annotation of a GenBank genome assembly
AUGGAAGUUACAAAGAAAAGAAUGGUUUAUCAUGAACGUCAAAGAUUGUACUUCUGCGGUCAGCACACGUUAAAUAAUCUAUUUCAAGAUAAAGUUUUCACAAAGGAACAGCUUGACAAUAUCGCUCUAAAAUUGGCCGAAAAAACUAGUUUAGAAAUUUGGACGUGGAGUUCUUAUUUUGUCAAUCCACACAAAAGUCUUUUGGGUAAUUAUGAUGUUAAUGUUUUGGAAAUGGCAUUGAGGGAGAAAGAUUUGGAAGUAAAAUGGUUCGAUGUUAGAAAAGAUAUUCGAUCCGUUAUUCAAUUCGCUGAUAAAUCUCUUUUUGGACUUAUUUUAAACAUUCCAUCAUCACGUUAUUUUUGGACAUCUUAUCACUGGAUUGCUAUUAAACACUUUCAAUAUAACGAGGAACCUGCCGAAGUUUACAAUCUGGAUUCAAAGUUAUACCUCCCUGAAAAAUUCGAAAACUUGGAAAAGGUUUAUAAAUUUCUUGAAUUUGUCUUGUAUAAAAGUGGGAAUAUAUUGCUUGUAAAAAAAGGAGUUGAAUAA